This is a messenger RNA of Diaporthe amygdali, 978 nucleotides long. RefSeq lists its product as uncharacterized. The transcript has a single exon. Gene Ontology annotation, molecular function: guanyl-nucleotide exchange factor activity. The record is from RefSeq and is a predicted model, not a curated record. Gene Ontology annotation, biological process: exocytosis. Bases 1 to 978 code for a protein of 325 amino acids. Lineage: Eukaryota; Fungi; Ascomycota; Sordariomycetes; Diaporthales; Diaporthaceae. Gene Ontology annotation, cellular component: cell tip; Golgi to plasma membrane transport vesicle.
AUGUCCUCAACAAUGACCUUGACGAUGCCUGCCCUGCCGCAACCAAGACUCAGCACGAUCCCCUGCUGUCCCAGCUGUGGGAAUGACCUCUCCCUAUCCUUCAUCCCAAAGGACCUUUCCAGCGACGCCCAUGGCGCCCUCACCGCCGCCCAGAAGCAAAUCGAAGACCUGCAAGCCCAAGUCCGCCUCCUGAACCAGAAAGCCACUGCUGCGGUCGACCGCUGGGCCGACUACGAGGAUGAGCUGGGAAAGCUCAAGAGCGAGCUCAACAAGCGGAACAACAGCGCCAGCGCCGUCACCGCCUCGACGCGGCCCCAGACCCCGACCCUGCGCGAGACGCCCUCAUCCCCGACAAACACCACCAGCAGCCUCGGCAGCCCCAGCGCCGCCGUCACCAGCUUCGCCUCCGCCGCGAGCAGCAGGAUAUCCGCGUACCUGUCCCGGAAGUCGACGCCGAACCUCAAGGCCCAGCAGCCCAGCGGCCACCAGAGCUCCCUCAGCACGUCGUCGCUGCUUCCCGGCGGCAGCCCGGCCCCCAGUCCAGGCCACCAGAGCAGCCGCAGCACAUCAUCACUAGUACCGCCACGGACGCCGGGCGGAGGGCCGUUGACACUCUCCCUGUCGGGCGGAAAGGUUACGUGGACGCCGGGCCACAGCCCGGCCCCGUCGAGCGACGACCUCCUCGAGGCGCUGACGCGCGAGCAGCAGCUGCGGCUGGCGGCGGAGGGCAAGCUCAACGACUCGAGCAAGGAGAUCGAGGACCUGAGCGUGACGCUGUUCGAGCAGGCCAACGAGAUGGUGGCGACGGAGCGGCGGGCGCGCGCGCGCCUCGAGGAGCGCGUCGGCGAGCUGGAGCGCCGCGAGGGCGAGAAGAAGAGGCGCCUCGAGCGGCUCGAGCAGGCCAUGGGACGGAUCGAGAGGGCGCGCGCGCUGCUCGAUGGGACCAGGAGCGAGGCCGAGAAGAGGGUUAGUGCUUGA